This is a messenger RNA of Sporothrix brasiliensis 5110, 3849 nucleotides long. RefSeq lists its product as uncharacterized. The transcript has 4 exons. The record is from RefSeq and is a predicted model, not a curated record. The coding region runs from base 1 to 3849 and encodes 1282 amino acids. NCBI's taxonomy places the organism in Eukaryota, Fungi, Ascomycota, Sordariomycetes, Ophiostomatales, Ophiostomataceae.
AUGAGGCUCAUGGACCUCCUGCUGGGCACAACGGCCCUGGCCGGCGCUGCCCAUGCCGCAGACCUGCUCUUUUAUCAGGGCAUGACCUUUGCCGAAUACAGGCAGGCACUGGCCCUCAACUACACGGUCAUGUCGAUCCACGUUAAGACGUUCAUCACUAACGUGUCAGUGCAUGUGGCCUCCAAGGCCGAGUGGUACGCCAUGACGACGGCCGACUUUGCCCAGUACAAGGCCAUUGUGGUGCCCGACGCCGACUGCGGCAGCCUCGACCAGAUCCAGUUUCUGAGCGACACCAAGGCGACCUGGGGCCCCGCCGUCGUGGGCAACGUCAUUGUCAUGGGCACCGACACGACAUACCACGCGUCGACGCGCCCGGGCGCCGUGGCCCUCAUGAACGACGGCAUCCGGUUUGCGGCCAGUGGCGGGACGGACGGCCAGGCGGCGCGUCGCCCGGCGACGGGCCUCUACUUCUCGCUCUCCUGCUACUACGACGACCAGCCGUUUUCGACCGUCGAUGCGCUGACGCCCUUGGGCACGUUUGUCGCGCAGGGUCGGCUGAGCUGCUUCGACGAGGCGCGCAUCGUGGCCACGCCGCAGACGUCCGACCGACAAGCGGCGGCCAACCCGGAGGCGGCCAACAGCAACAGCGCGCCGCAGCUGCAGCUCAUCUCGGACGGCAACCUCAGCAACUGGUCCUGCAGUGCCCACGCGCUGAUCCCGCGCUACCCUGCGGGUGGUGCCAAUGGGUUUGCCCCGCUGGCCGUUCUGGAAGAUGCAGCGGCUGCCCCGGGCGCCGUGGGCAUCCACUCGUUUGCCGGGGGUGUCCGCGGCGUGCCGUACAUCGUGGCGCGCGGCGUGACGCCGCUGGGCUGCGGCGAUGGCGUGGUGUCGCGCGGCAGCGGCGAGCAGUGCGACGAGGGCACGGCCCAAAACGGUGCCGCGGGCGGACUGUGUUCGUCGACGUGCCAGUGCAUCUUUGGCCUGGACAGUGACAUCGGUCCCUCUCAGUGUGCCGAUCGAGACGACCACCACGACCACGACCACGACCACCACGACGGCCGUUUCAAUAGCUACCACGACCACGACGCGGCUGUCUUUUUCACGAAGCGAGAGCGCGUCCGUUCCGCUGUCUACGGCGUCGUUGACGUCCUCGUCGACGUCCUCGCUUACGUCCUCGCUUACGUCCUCGGUACUGUCAUCGAGCGCGCCGUACGGCAACUCGAGCUCGGCUCCUCCUCCAUCGUCGUCUCUUUCUCUGUCGACGGCUCCUGUGUCGUCGACGCUGCCGGCGUCCUCGUCGCUUUCCUCGGUUCCUUACAACACGUCAAGUGUCUCCUCCUUGUCGCCUUCCCCGUCAACAUCAUUCUCGUCCUCGCCGACUUCGUCGUUUAUUUCCGCAAACAGCUCCCGUACCUAUCCCGCGUCGUCCUCCAGCCUGACGCCGACCUCGUCUUCCUCUCCUACGACGUCGCCGCCCAGCACUUCGACGUCCCGUUCCACCUACAGUUCUGCAGUGUACAACUCGUCAGCGUCCUCUGUCGCGAGUUCGGUUGCACCUUCUUCGUCCAGCUACAGUUCGGCGCCUUCAAUUCCUCGACUUCGCCGACUGGUCCCGUUUCGUCCAGCUACAGCUCGACGGUGUACAACUCGACGACUUUGUCAAGCCGUCUUCCACUGUCCUCCAGUUACAGCUCCGCUGUGUACAACACCUCGACGUCGUCGGCUCCUGUUUCUCCGUCCCGCAGCUCGGCCAGCUACACCUCGUCGACCGGGCCUGCUUCUUCUAGGUACAGCUCAGCCGUGUACAAUUCGUCUGCCUCGUUGACCUCGCAUUUCACAUAUUCCAGCCACAGCUCCUACAGCUCAGUCGUUUACAAUUCGUCAACAUCAACGGCGGGCGUCAUCUCUUCCAGUUACAGCUCCGCCGUCUACAACACGUCGACAUCGUCGUCCGCCCCAACCACCUCGUCGAGCUACAGCUCUACCGUUUACAAUUCCUCCACAUCGACAUCCUCGAUUGUCCCCACGUCCUCCAGCUAUAGCUCUGUCAUAGCCAACACGUCAACUUCGUUGGCUUCUCCCACAUCCUCCAGUUAUAGCUCGGCGGUCUACAAUUCCUCCUCUUCGUCCGUGCAUGUGGCUUCGUCAAGUUAUUCAUCGGGAUACAGCACAUCGACGUCCUCAGUGUCGCCUGUUUCGUCUAGCUCUAUUUCUAGCUUCACUUCUUCGUCGGUGCCUUCGUCAAGCAUUUCCAACGGUUACAAUGCCUCGACGUAUUCGGCCCCUCACAGCUCGGCCUCAUCGUCUUCCUCCGUUGCACCGUCAAGCUCCUUCUCGUCUGUCUACAACUCAUCGUCCUACUCGGUCUCGCCCGUGUCGUCCACCUCUGCCUCGAGCUACAGCCUGAAUAGCACGUCGUUGUCGACACUGCCCUCGUCGUCGAGCUUCCCGUCAUCUUCUAUCCUAAACAACUCCAGCUCGUCAGUCCCCUACUCGUCGAACAUCUACUCGUCGAGCGCAUUGCCCUCAUCCAGCCUAAACAGCUCAACGACUACGUCGGUCCUGUCGACGCGGUCCAGCAUCUCUUCGGCGACCUCCGUCUCCAGCACGGCAUCAAGCAACCUAUCAACAACCUACAGCAACAGUGCUACCACUGCUCCUCCUUCAUCGCUGUCGUCGCGUGAGCCCUCAUCCUCACCCAUUACCUCCUCCUCGUCGACAACAACAGACCGCUGCGGCCAGUACAUUGGCGUCGAAAUUGUCGUUAUCAUUGACAUUGUCGAGAUCUGCCCCAGAGGCUCGACCUACACAAUCACGUCCACCACCACCAUAGAAACGGUCACCAAAUCCAUCUGCAACUCCACAACAUCCUCGGCGUCGACCAUCAACUGCUAUGGCUGCCAGCCUAGCAACUCUACUCGUCCCGGCAAGCCGGACGUACCUGACGUACCUGGCGUCCCCAAUGUGCCUGAUGUGCCGGGCUACCAAAACCCGCCGUCCGUCGAGACGACAUUGACCACGACAUCGACGUCGUCCACGACACGCGUCCAGAAUACCGCUGCUGCGGCGACCGAUGGAGUCCGCCGCACUUCGCCCAAGCACCCCGACGGCUACAUGGUCCGCGUCCUGGGUACGUACUUUGGGCGCUCUGCCAACAAGAACGGCGAGCGUACCGCGAAUACGGCGCAGGAGGAGGAGGAAGAGGAGGAAAAGGCAGGGACGGAGGUGCACAGCCACGAAAAUACGAGGCCGACAGUGUCGGUCACGCCCGUGCUUCCCACCCACCACACCACGGUCACCCGCGCCUCGCAGCACCUCGAGACUCUGCCGACGUUGAUUGCCAUCCAGAAGCGCGAGGGCAGUGGCGAUGGCAGCAACGGGGACAGGGACCCAGGGGACGCUCUGAGAGACACUGCCUCUGGAACACCGGGUGUUCUUGGCGUCGGUUUUGAGGCCGACGCCAAGAGAGCGUUAGGAACGACUGCGGAGCGGAGCGAAAAGGUGUCGGACCUGGACUCCGCUCUGUCGGCUGCUGCUUUUCCUGUUGUCCCUGCGGUUCCUGCGGUUCCUGCGGUUCCUGCUGCUCCCGCCCUCCCCAACGAAAAGCGUAGUGCCGUGCCGAAUGUCGAUAACCAGGAAACGCUGGUCGCAGACGGCAAGGGCGAGAACCCGGCCAAUUUGCCCCGUCCACCGUCCUCGCUACCGGCCAGUUUUGCCGAUUUUGAGCUAACAAGUGCAGCCCAUAGCAGCGGCACGAGCCGCAGCCGUGGCAGCUUCAUCGCGGCAACCUCCAAGGCGGCCCUACGCACAGCUGCCUUGGUCUGUGUUGCUGCUGUGGCUGUUUUUUAA